GAAGCCACCCCAGCCAGACCUCGGCUCAGGCUGAUUCGAUCUAGCCGUUCAGCUUUCAUAAUCGGAUCGCAGCGCCUCUCAACAGCCGCCGUCACUGCAAUGCAUCCUUGACAACACAACGGAGCGACACGACACAAGGCGACAAACAACGACAAUCCAUAACCGCAACUCAAUGCCGACUUGAUGAACGACUCGAGCUUCGUCCAGGCCCAGCAGCGCGUCGCUGCCCGACGACAGGCCCGCGAGGCCGAACACAGAGCCAGGACCGCGGCUCAGCGCGAAGCCUCUCGCGUGAACACGCAGCUGCAGCGUCUGCCAUACCCGCUCAACCGCCUUGCCAAUGCGUGGGACUCGGCUUCUUCCAUAGAAAACACUCGGCCUGCGUUCCGUGUUGCGCAGGUCGAUGCCGAGCUCUUGGAUGAAGAGCUGCUGGAGCUCCUCAAGGGACAAGUCGGCGAUGCCCUCAAGUACUAUGCCGGCGGACAUCUCAAGGAUGACUGGUCUGCAGAGAUCAUGCUGGCGCUAAGGGCCAUCCUUUUCAAGCUUACGGUCUGGGACAACGAUGCGACGUACGGAGCGGCCCUGCAGAACCUCAAAUACACCGACGCCAGAAAAGGGGGCCCUGUGCUGGCACCCCCGACGAAGCUACAGAAGUCGCUGUACGGCCUUGUCACAGUGUUUGGAAAAUAUGCAUGGACUAGAUGGGAAGACUGGCUCGUAGACCAGGACGAUGGAUACAGCGAUCCCCCCCCUGUGGUGCAGAGGCUAUCUCGAUUGACGUCUGGGCUGACAACAGUCCACUCUGCCGCGGCAUGCGUCUCCUUUCUCAUAUUCCUCUUCCGCGGACAGUAUCGCACGAUCCUCGACCGUGUUUUGCGGAUGCGGCUUGCGCCUCCCACAAGCCACGUCAGCCGCGAAGUUUCCUUUGAAUACCUCAACCGCCAGCUUGUCUGGCACGCCUUCACCGAAUUCCUCCUCUUCGUUCUGCCAUUGAUUGGCAUCAACCGUUGGAGGCGAUGGCUGAGCCGCACCUGGCGGAAAACCAAAGAUAUUGUCAGCACAAAACAAGUUGGCGAUACUGCGAGCGGCGAGUACGGCUUUUUGCCAGAAAGGACCUGUGCCAUCUGUUACCAGGAUCAGAACGCUGCGGCGUCGUCAGAAUCAGAAAUUAUGGCGGCGGCAGCAUCUAGCGGCGUGAUCGGAUCGGCGCAGACUGAUGUUACCAACCCAUACGAAGCCAUUCCCUGCGGAUGCAUCUACUGCUUCGUCUGCAUUGCGACGCGCCUGGACCGGGAAGAGGGCGAGGGCUGGACUUGUCUGAGGUGUGGAGAACACGUCAAAGAGUGCAAGCCGUGGAAUGGAGACGUGCUCGAGCCUUCUCGUAAAUCAACCUCGACGAAAACGGUUGCGUUUUCAGACGAUGUGGUGGGAGGCUUCUCAGACGCAGACGAUGCCUCAGUCAUAUCUAGAGAAGAAGCUGUUGGUGCGGAGUCAUCGAGGCAUUGAGAGAUACACUUGCAUCGCCUUUACUCAGCUGAGGAUAGGCUUGGCUUAUAGACAAGGGAUCAACAUGGGGAAUGAGUUCGAUUCUGGGAUUUCUUUGUACUUGUAUAAUAUGAAGCGCGAGAUGGUUUUUUUUUUUUUUUUUUAGAAAGUUUGGAAACUGGGUGCAAAAUUUGGACACAUUUACAGCGUAGUAAGUAUUGCUUGUUUCGUUAUACUCAUGAAGUCAACAGCAACAAAGGGCCUGACCUUCUAGAUUGGCUCCUAUUCAUAAUAAUACGCGAUAUGGGACAAA
Molecule: messenger RNA, 1798 nt
Organism: Trichoderma asperellum CBS 433.97
Lineage: Eukaryota; Fungi; Ascomycota; Sordariomycetes; Hypocreales; Hypocreaceae
Gene: PEX2
Product: peroxisome assembly protein (Peroxin-2)
Biological process (GO): protein import into peroxisome matrix
Cellular component (GO): peroxisomal membrane
Molecular function (GO): zinc ion binding
Source: RefSeq, a predicted model, not a curated record